AUGGCUGUCAACCCGUUCGGGUUCACCAAGGGACCGGUCACCUUCUGGCUGAUUGUUGUAUACGCAGCCUUCCUGAUCCCGCUUGUUUGGAUUCACGAGACUGUUCCCAACUUCAAGCCAACCGACGGACUGAACGUCACCGAGGCGUGGCACGACCUGACGACCAUCACGAGGCAGUACCACCCGUACAACAGCCGUGCCAACGAUGAGGUCGGCAACUUCCUGCUGAAGCGGAUCGAGGAGAUUCUGAACCGAAAUGGUGUCGAAUGGACCAAGGAAAAGGAUGCUGGCGGCAUUGUGCGAACCAAGGCUCUUGUCGAGACAUCUACCUCGCCGGUUGACAAGAUAGCCUCCCAGGGUCCUCGCGUCGCCGUGUUUGACGACACGAUCUCGAAUAUAUCCUACAACGGCAGAGAAACUGGCCACUACUUUGAAAGCACGAACAAGCUCGUGUACAUCCGGGGCACCGAAGACGAGGAUGGCGAGUGGUGGAAACGUGAUCAAGGCCGCAAGAUUGGCAAGGGCGGUGUCCUCGUCAAUGCUCACUAUGACAGUGUUUCCACUGGUUAUGGCGCAACUGAUGACGGUAUGGGGUGCGUCAGUAUACUCCAGAUGCUCGACUACUACACGAAGAAUGUCACGGGUCGUCAGCCCAAGCGUGGCAUUGUUCUCCUUCUCAACAACGGCGAAGAGGAUGGCCUUUACGGAGCCAUGGCAUACGUCCAAAGCCCUCUGUACUAUUUCACCACCACGUUCGUCAAUCUUGAGGGUGCCGGCGCAGGCGGACGAGCAAUUUUGUUCCGCGCCACCGAUUUGGAAGUCGUCAAAGCAUACAAUCAUGCGCCACAUCCUUUCGGCUCUGUCGUUGCUUUCGAUGGAUUCCAGUUGGGCCUCAUUAAGAGUGGAACCGAUUAUAGUGUAUGGAAGGACAACUUUGGCCAGCGUGGUCUGGACAUCGCCUUCUACCGUCCUCGCGCCAGAUACCACACCAACCAGGACGACACCCGCCAUGCGUCCAGAGAGAGCAUGUGGCACAUGCUGACCAACUCCCUGGCAGCUGUCGACCAUCUCCAGAAAGACACGUCCUCCUUCACCGGUGAUUCACCAGCAGAAGGAGACAAGAGGAAGGUGUCAAGUGGCCAUCCCACCGAGGGCGCCUGGUUCGACAUGUUUGGACAGGGCUUCGCCGCUUUGGAGCUGCGUGGCCUCUUCGCAUGGGCUUUGACUCUGCUCAUCGUGACACCAUUGAUUCUUGUCCUCGUCAGCUACCUCUUGUCCCGAAAUGACAAGUACUACUACUUCUCUCGCAACGCCAAGGUCGACGCAGACGAUGCGUCCAUCUCCCUUGGAGGGUGGAAGGGUUUCUUCCGAAUUCCGCUUGCCUUCGUCUUUUCCGCCGGUCUGACGCUUGCUGCGGCUUUCUUGACCCACAAAGUCAAUCCCGAGAUCAUCUACAGCAGUGAAUAUGUAGUCUUCUGGCUGAUCUCGAAGGGAGCAAGCUCCAUGAGACCCAGCGGUCUCCAGAGAGGAUAUGCCCACAUCUGGCUGUUCAUAUUCAGCUGGACUCUUCUGGUUGCUGCAACGGUCCUCAUCGAUCGAUUCAAAAUUGCCGGCGUCUAUCCACUGGCCUUUUUUCACUCGGCCGUGUUUGUCGCGGCACUGAUCAGCCUCUUGGACCUUUUCGCUUUGCCGGCGAAGAAGGAUUUUGCCGAAGCAGCCUACCACGACCAACAAAAUCGCGAUGAUGUUGCCGAAGUUCCCAACUCGGAUGCUCUGAUUUCUCCCGCACCAAGCGAGACCGCCUCUCGCGCACCUGCGGAAGAACAAACCGGAGAGCCGACGGAGACCAGUGCUCUGUUGGGCGGGGAGAAUGCAAACCAUGGCACGAUUCGACAGACUUUCACUUCGGGCUACCGACGAUCUAACGCAGCCGCUGCGGGCAGCGACAGCGAUUCCAAAGCAAAGGAAGAUGCCCAGUCGCCGCAGGAGAAGGAACAGCCAUGGGCCGCCAAGUUGCCCUCGUGGACCUGGAUUGUUCAACUUCUGGUACUGGCGCCGAUCAACAUUGUGGUUUUCAGUCAAAUCGCGCUCUUCAUCACGUCUGCGUUAAACCAAGUCAGUGCAGAUGGUAUCGAUUCGCUGUGGUCGUACCUGAUCCUGGCUGUCUUCAGUGUUUUCCUUCUCCUGCCAGUCAUCCCUUUCAUUCACCGGGUCACAUACCAUCUGCCUGUGCUGUUGGUCUUCCUCUUUGCCAUCACCCUUGUCUACAAUCUGGUUGCGUUUCCAUUUUCCUCGGAAAGUCGUCUCAAGGUCAGGUUCCAGCAGUCUGUCCAACUGCAAGACGAGUCCUCGUUCGUUCACAUCACCGGCAUCGAGAAGUAUGUUCGCGAGAUGAUUAGGGAGCUUCCUUCAGCUGUCGGCCAAGAUAUUUCAUGUCACCCAUCUCGACUCGAACUCCAUGAAUGCGUGUAUAACGCAACGGCCCUGCUGCCCAAGAUAACAAGCAGCCUAUCCAACGACUCGGCCAAAAACAAGUACGCUGACCUUAUCACCUUCAACGUGAGCCGCUCGAACUCGAGCGACUACAAGGCCACGGUUGAAAUCGAUGCCAAAAAGUCCAAGUCUUGUACGUUGUCGUUGUCUGACGAGGUCUCAGCUUGGCACGUCCACGAAAACGCUGGAAUUGAGACCGUUUUGGGGAAGCCAGAAGGGUCUCCGGUGACCAACAUCGUCCUUUGGCGCAGAGAUUGGUCAAAGCCUUGGACUGUGGACUUGGAAUGGGCCAAAGGUGGCCCGAAGGUCAUCGCUGCGUCUUCGCCCUCGGCAGAUUCUCCAGCCUCCGCCGUUGGUCCAGACGCCCAUGAAGAGCUCCGACUCCGUCAAACAGACGGCCCUCUGUCUGAUCUACCCCGGCUUAGGGGUAAGAUUAGCUGCGCAUGGAGUGACGCAAACGUUUUGGGCACCAUUCCUGCGUUUGACGAAGCUUUGCAAUAUGCCCCAGAAUGGAUUGCGGUCACCAAGAAUGCCGCUGCUCUCGUCGAGGGCUACCAGAGCAUUAAGAUCUGA
This is a messenger RNA of Colletotrichum chrysophilum, 3066 nucleotides long. RefSeq lists its product as uncharacterized. Gene Ontology annotation, biological process: proteolysis. The transcript is spliced from 3 exons. NCBI's taxonomy places the organism in Eukaryota, Fungi, Ascomycota, Sordariomycetes, Glomerellales, Glomerellaceae. Gene Ontology annotation, molecular function: metalloexopeptidase activity. The record is from RefSeq and is a predicted model, not a curated record. Bases 1 to 3066 code for a protein of 1021 amino acids.